Messenger RNA from Closterium sp. Yama58-4, 4362 nucleotides. The record is from the annotation of a GenBank genome assembly. Lineage: Eukaryota; Viridiplantae; Streptophyta; Zygnematophyceae; Desmidiales; Closteriaceae.
AUGCAUCUCGAGUGGGAGUUGGAGCAGCAGGAUGAGGGCGAUGCACAGGGCCAGCAGGCUCAGAGCCACGGGCAGGGGCGAGAGGGAGCAUGUCAGGACCAGGACUCAGUUCGGAACGCGUUCGACCUGCAGAUCCUGGACAUGAAUUUCGACGCGUGCUCGCAGAACCUCCCCGGCGGCCUCUCCUUCGAUAUCCGCCACUCCUACCCCACCCUCCAGCCGUGCCCUACUCUUCAAGCUUUCCCUAACCUUCAAGCUUGCCCCACGCUUCAGACCCCGAACGCAGCUCCGUUCGUCGCCGGAAAUCCCUACUCCCUCGCGUUUAACGUGCAGUCCGCCUCGUCUUUCCAGUCCCACAACGCCGCGCCGUUUCUGUCCGAAAACCAGCACGAGUUUCCCGUUUCCAGCGCACGUCAAUGUGGACGGAUUCCGUUAGAACCGCCAGUAACAGAGAACAAUAACAGCAGCAACAGCAACAAUGAGAAUACUGAUAAUUACGGCGAGAACUCGUCCGGCCCUCCGUCUAGAAGCGCGUUCGACCUCCAAACCCCCGACAUGAACUUCGACGCCCCGUGCGACGCGCCGUGCGACGCGCCGUGCGACGCUCCGUGCGACGCGCCGUGCGACGCGCCGUGCGACGCUCCGUGCGACGCGCCGUGCGACGCUGCGACGCGCAUGAUCCGGCUGCCGUACGACCUGCAUCCGCCCGACAUCAACCUGCCGCUUUCACUCCCCAUCCCCAUGUCCAUGUCCAUGUGCCUCGACCUCGAUCUCGACGCCGCCUCUCCCGCGCACCACCCCGCUCAUGCCCCGCAACCCACCAAUGCCGCGCAUCCAGAUAAUGCCGCGCGUCCCGCUCAUCCCUCUGACGGUGCUGACGCGGCUGCAGCGGCGGCUGCGAAUGCUCCUCCUGCUGCUGACGCAGCUGCUACUGCGGGCACUCCUGCGGCUGCUGCGUCUGGACUGGAUGGUGCGAUUCGUGGGAGGCGCGGCAUUGAUGGGGUUGGACGGGGCGAUGGGAGUGACGCGGAGGGGAAUGGAAGCGGGGGUAGCGCGGAGGGGGAGCAGCGCGGAUUGGGAGAGCACGGUAGGGCGGGCGAGUUUGGCGGAAACGGCGAGCUAGGGGCAGCCUGCGCAGGUGUCCUCAGAACUUUCCAGCAGGGCGCGGAGGGUGGUUCCGCGGAGGGCGCAGGGGGGGCGGACAGGGAGAACGGACGGGAGCAGCAGGCGGAACAGGGAAUAUCAGACAGGGCGGACGGGCAGGAAGCAGGCGCUGAUGCUGGCGGGGAUACUGGCGGGGAUGGGGGGGGAGAUAUUGGCGGAAUGGCUCUCUGGUGGGAUGUCGGUCCGUCACCGAAUUUAGACAUUGAGAUAGCUCCGGUUGGCGCCCCGGCAACCCGGUUUGCACCGAGGCUGAUUUUCAGCCUUGACAGCCACCCACCAUCCACCACGGCUGCUCCUGCUGCUCCUGCCGCACUGACAGCAGACACCAGAGGGCGUAGUCUGUCCAGACCCACUGUACCCUCCGAAUCUGGCAAUCAUCCUAGGGAGAGUGGGUCGGGCACAGGGGCUGCGGAGGGCGUGGCAGAGGCAGCAAGGGGCGCGGAUACAUGUCGCACUGCAAUUGGCCCCAGUGGCUGCGCUAGUGGCAACGGGAGCAUGCUGGGUGCCGCUCCUGCUGGUACAGCCGCCGCUCCUAGUGGUAACACCACCCUCGGUCGCAGCAGCAGUGACAUUCCCAGGCGAUACACUGCACGGGAGGACCGUGUGUGGGGCGCCCACUUCUUCUUCUCCCACUACUAUGCCUCCACCCUCGGCCAAUCGCGCGACGAGGAAGCGUUUAUGGUACAGCACGAUGUGGAGAAUGCGUACAUGUGGGCGCUCAAUCGAGGAGAGGAGGCGUUUAUGGUACAGCAUGACGUGGAGAAUGCGUACAUGUGGGCGCUCAGUGUGCGGCCAGAGCAUGCUCUGGGCAAGAUGCAGCUGCGCUCCUUCAUCAACGGCAACUCCAGCAACUUCAGGCAGACAGGGGUAGCAAGGGCUGCUGUCGCUGCACCCUUCUCUCUCCUCUCCCCCCCUCUCACCUCCCCCUCCCGCCUCUCUUUCUCACCUCCCCCUCCCGCCUCUCUUUCUCACCUCCCCCUCCCGCCUCUCUUUCUCACCUCCCCCUCCCGCCUCUCUUUCUCACCUCCCCUCCCCGCCUCUCUUUCUCACCUCCCCCUCCCGCCUCUCUUUCUCACCUCCCCCUCCCGCCUCUCUUUCUCACCUCCCCCUCCCGCCUCUCUUUCUCACCUCCCCCCUCCCGCCUCUCUUUCUCACCUCCCCCUCCCGCCUCUCUUUCUCACCUCCCCCUCCCGCCUCUCUUUCUCACCUCCCCCUCCCGCCUCUCUUUCUCACCUCCCCCCUCCCGCCUCUCUUUCUCACCUCCCCCUCCCGCCUCUCUUUCUCACCUCCCCCUCCCGCCUCUCUUUCUCACCUCCCCCUCCCGCCUCUCUUUCUCACCUCCCCCUCCCGCCUCUCUUUCUCACCUCCCCCUCCCGCCUCUCUUUCUCACCUCCCCCUCCCGCCUCUCUUUCUCACCUCCCCCUCCCGCCUCUCUUUCUCACCUCCCCCUCCCGCCUCUCUUUCUCACCUCCCCCUCCCGCCUCUCUUUCUCACCUCCCCCUCCCGCCUCUCUUUCUCACCUCCCCCUCCCGCCUCUCUUUCUCACCUCCCCCUCCCGCCUCUCUUUCUCACCUCCCCCUCCCGCCUCUCUUUCUUUCUCACCUCCCCCUCCCGCCUCUCUUUCUCACCUCCCCCUCCCGCCUCUCUUUCUCACCUCCCCCUCCCGCCUCUCUUUCUCACCUCCCCCUCCCGCCUCUCUUUCUCACCUCCCCCUCCCGCCUCUCUUUCUCACCUCCCCCUCCCGCCUCUCUUUCUCUCACCUCCCCCUCCCGCCCUCUCUUUCUCACCUCCCCCUCCCGCCUCUCUUUCUCACCUCCCCCUCCCGCCUCUCUUUCUCACCUCCCCCUCCCGCCUCUCUUUCUCACCUCCCCCUCCCGCCUCUCUUUCUCACCUCCCCCUCCCGCCUCUCUUUCUCACCUCCCCCUCCCGCCUCUCUUUCUCACCUCCCCCUCCCGCUCUCUUUCUUUCUCACCUCCCCCUCCCGCCUCUCUUUCUCACCUCCCCCUCCCGCCUCUCUUUCUCACCUCCCCCUCCCGCCUCUCUUUCUCACCUCCCCCUCCCGCCUCUCUUUCUCACCUCCCCCUCCCGCCUCUCUUUCUCACCUCCCUCCCCCUCCCGCCUCUCUUUCUCACCUCCCCCUCCCGCCUCUCUUUCUCACCUCCCCCUCCCGCCUCUCUUUCUCACCUCCCCCUCCCGCCUCUCUUUCUCCCUCCCCCUCCCGCCUCUCUUUCUCACCCCCCCCCCCGCCUCUCUUUCUCACCUCCCCCUCCCGCCUCUCUUUCUCACCUCCCCCUCCCGCCUCUCUUUCUCACCUCCCCCUCCCGCCUCUCUUUCUCACCUCCCCCUCCCGCCUCUCUUUCUCACCUCCCCCUCCCGCCUCUCUUUCUCACCUCCCCCUCCCGCCUCUCUUUCUCUUUCUCACCUCCCCCUCCCGCCUCUCCGCCUCUCCCUCCCCCUCCCCCCCCCUCCCGCCUCUCUUUCUCACCUCCCCCUCCCGCCUCUCUUUCUCACCUCCCCCUCCCGCCUCUCUUUCUCACCUCCCCCUCCCGCCUCUCUUUCUCACCUCCCCCUCCCGCCUCUCUUUCUCACCUCCCCCUCCCGCCUCUCUUUCUCACCCCCCCGCCCGCCUCUCUUUCUCACCUCCCCCUCCCGCCUCUUUCUCACCUCCCCCUCCCGCCUCUCUUUCUCACCUCCCCCUCCCGCCUCUCUUUCUCACCUCCCCCUCCCGCCUCUCUUUCUCACCUCCCCCUCCCGCCUCUCUUUCUCACCUCCCCCUCCCGCCUCUCUUUCUCACCUCCCCCUCCCGCCUCUCUUUCUCACCUCCCCCUCCCGCCUCUCUUUCUCACCUCCCCCUCCCGCCUCUCUUUCUCACCUCCCCCUCCCGCCUCUCUUUCUCACCUCCCCCUCCCGCAUGCACCGCCAGGGUGGACGAGCCGUGCUUCCCCUUCCCCGAGCGGGCUGGCUUCCUGCGCUCACACUGCUUCUAUCGUGCCUUUCACCUUAUCCCACUCACCUCCCCCUUUCGCCCCUUCCCCUCCCACCUCGCCUCCCACCAUGCACCACCAGGGUGGACGAGCCGUGCUUCCCCUUCCCCGAGAAGGCCGGUUUCCUGCGCUCACACCGCCUGCAGCGGCGGCGCUACAAGGGCCUGGCCAACCCUCUCUGCAUCCACGGCAUCGCGCCCGUUCCGGAGCCUGA